Closterium sp. NIES-65 is the source of this 1638-nucleotide messenger RNA. NCBI's taxonomy places the organism in Eukaryota, Viridiplantae, Streptophyta, Zygnematophyceae, Desmidiales, Closteriaceae. The record is from the annotation of a GenBank genome assembly.
AUGCGGCGGUUUAUGACUAGCCACCUUGCACGUGCCUGUCCCGUGUUCUCGACCCGAGACCCCUGCUUACUUGUGAUCGUGCCCUUUGUACUGGAGGGCGAGGUUUCGGUCAUCAGCAGCCGCACUAUCGUCGCGUUUCUGGACUGGCAUGAGACUUAUGUGCGGGCAGCGAAGCACACAGACGAGAGCCUGAGUGCGUUCGACACUGCCACACAAAGGCGAUUCGACGGGGGGGGGCUUCCCCGAGAGUACUCUGCUGCAGUUUACGAGAACGCGCACAUCCGCACCUGCAAGAGGCCGUAUCGGGCAUCCAACCACCGGGACCUGCGGCGGGUGAUCGCACAGCACAACACCAUUCAAGCGCUUAUGACCCGCCUCCCUACCAACCUCGAGGGAGAUCGGAAGUACAACACGGCGUUGCGCUGGGCCAUAGCUGCUGGUGUGCCCCAGCUGUGCCGCCAGCACUCUAGGAUGCACAGCGCGAUCAGUGACAGGGAGCAGGCGCCACUGGACCUGUAUGCGACAUACGACGCCGCGAUCCCUGGAGGCAUCGGGCCCUAUGCUUACCUGGCAAGACUCUACGGCUACAUCGCUUUCCCAGCAUGGGUCCACACCGCACUCGCCCUCCCCGCCAGCGAGAUGGACUACACCCUAAUCAGGCCCCACUACGCCCGAGCAUCCGCCUCGCACCAUGGCGUACCUGCGUUCUCAUUCAUUGAGUAUGAGAACGGGAGCGGGGAGACGGUGUAUGGCCGCGUGCACCUCCUUCUGACGCUGACGAAUAACAGCGAGGACGCUGACCCCGCGGGAGAGGAGGUGGCAUUUGUGAGGCAGUGGUACCCCUCACAGGUGGACGAGUGCACGGGGUGCAUGAGGAUGCGUCCGUCCGACGACGAGCUAAGCUAUGACUUUGUGCCGGUCAUAGCUGUGCAGAGGACCGUGCACAUGUCCGCCGGUUCCGCCGGCGGUCAUAGCGGAGGUCCUGGCGUAAUUUUCGGCGGUCCCGGCGGUCGCGGCGGUUCCGGCGGUCCUGGCAGGCCUGACGGAAAGCCGCCGCACGGUCCUCCGCUGAACCUAACGGCCGUCGGGAAUCUGACGGCCGAUGUUGGCGCGCAGCUCGCCAACUGCACCGUGGAUCAGAAGACCCUUAGCGGCAGCUUCCACCUCGCCGUCUUCAAGAACGCGAGCGGAAAUUACAAUCUUCUGGUCGAGGCGGUGCUGGUGGACGCGGCGGGCGGUCCGCCCGACUCGUUGGCGAUGGUGAAGGGCGCUGUGUGCGACGCCGCCGCGACGGUCGUGCUCGCGCUGCCACUCGCCGCGGCGGACUGGCAGCAGCGCGCGGGGUGCGGCGGCGGCGGGCGCAACGGCGGAGGCAGCGCGGGGGGCGCACGGAACGGGCAGGGCGGGAGGCGCAUGGGGCGGGAGCUGCUGAUGCGCGCAUUCGGCCGCGCUGCCAGGCCGGGGGGUCAGAAGGAGGGGGGGCAGCAGCAGGGGGGACAGCAGCAGGGGGGAGCACAGCAGGCGCCUGCAGUGAGCGGGUAUGCUGUGCUGGCGGGCAUCAACGCAGCAGGUGUGACGUGGGGCGGGCAGCUCAUGGGCGCCAAGAUGCCCGCCGCUUCUGCCGCUGGUGGUGCUUGA